Messenger RNA from Neltuma alba, 880 nucleotides. Its product is annotated as basic leucine zipper 4-like. NCBI's taxonomy places the organism in Eukaryota, Viridiplantae, Streptophyta, Magnoliopsida, Fabales, Fabaceae. The record is from RefSeq and is a predicted model, not a curated record. Gene Ontology annotation, biological process: positive regulation of DNA-templated transcription. The transcript has a single exon. Gene Ontology annotation, molecular function: transcription cis-regulatory region binding; DNA-binding transcription factor activity. Gene Ontology annotation, cellular component: nucleus. Bases 150 to 584 code for a protein of 144 amino acids.
CUUUUGCUCUGAUGGGGCCCCCAUGUCCUGAUUUUGGUCCAUAAAUAGCCGACUCCUUGGCUUCAGUUCUCCCCUUUUCCCUCCCUUUCCUCUCUCCGGUUCACUCUUGAAGCGCCGGUUUUUCUUUCAUUAUUCUUGCUGCUUCCGCCAUGUUCUUCCAUGACGACGUCGUCCGAUCCCUCCAGUUCCCUUCAUGCACGCUUCAAUCCUUGCUGACUCCAGGUGAGGUAGAGGAGUUAUUGUCCCUCAUUCGAGGCGAGGAUCCGGCCAGUCCCAGCUCCGGUUCGCAAGCAUCAACCCGGGCACUUUACUCGUUGGACGAGAGAAGGCGCAGGCGCAUGCAGUCGAACAGGGAGUCAGCCCGGCGGUCCCGCUGGAGAAAGAAGAAGCAUUUAGAGAACCUCACGAGCCAAGUGAACCGCCUAAAAACUGAAAACCGAGAACUCAAAAACCAGCUGGGCUUCACCCUUCACCAGCACGUCAUAGUCUCCCUCGAGAACGCCCAACUAAGAUCCGAAUCCGAAUUCCUCAUGUCCCGGCUGUCGCAUCUAUAUCGGGCUCUGGAUACCACUCUAAGCCCCUAAACAAUAACCAGGAACAAAAGAAAGACUAUAUAUAUGUAGAGGUCUCACUAUAUAUACAAUAAAAACUCAUUCUCACGCCACACUGAACCAGAAACUGGUUCGUGGAUGGAGGUGACCCAUAUAUAAGUGAACUGUAAGUUAGGUGUUUGAUGUUUCUUUUGUUUUCUUUUGUUGUAAGUAGGAGAAGAAACGAAAGGGGUACUGGUUUGGAGAAGCCCCACGUCGUUGGAAGUACAAUGUAGAGACAUGAGAGGUCUUGCUUUUUUGAUAAUGUUAUCAUUACCUUUUUCUUUUAA